AGAUAUUGUUCAUUUCUCCCUCUCAGUCUACAAAUCCCGGUUGCGGGGCUCAUUGCUCUGUGCGUCUCGGAGAGAGGGAGGGAGAGAGAGAGAGAGAGAGAGAGAGAGAGAGAGAGAGAGAGAGAGGGAGAGAGAGAGAGAGGGAGAGAGAGAGAGAGGGAGAGAGGGGCAGAGAGAAAGAGAAAGAGGGCGGAAUGCCCCUUUACAAGCGUCGCAUCUGACUAAAACAGCGGAGAGGCUCGUAAAUCGGGACAUUGGACAGACAGAGAGGGAGGGAGGCGGUGGCUUCUGCAACGCCAAGGUGAUGUAAAAAGAGAGUGUCCGCAAAUCCGACGGCGACUUCCCAUCCUCGCCCGUGUGUGUUGGAUGAGUUCCGCCGGGUUCCUGUCGGAGCUACGUGAUCUGGUCUUGGAGGCAUUGGGAAAAUAACGAGCUAAAGGUCGUGCACGCACUGCAGGCAUAGCUCCCCCGUUCCUCGGAGACAGAUAUUUGCGAAGAAAAACUUGUGCAUGUAGGGAGUCGCUCGCGGUUUGCAAAUUCGCCAUGGCCCAGAACCUCGACAGUCAAGCUCAAUAAAGGGAAAGAGAGAGGGGCGGGUGUCGCUCGGUCGUACAUGGGCACGUCCGUCUGGUCUCCGUGAACACGCCCAGGACGCCCCCUCCGCAGGGCCCCUGCAUCGCCCCCCCUCCUCAGCUCCCCCCGCCGCCGCCGCCGCCGCCCCUCUCAGUUCACGCCUUGCAAAAAGGUGGACGGGCCAACUCUCCGCUCACCCGAGUGCCGUCCGGUGAGGUGAGGGCGGCGUGGGCUGCGCCGUCGUUGGCCGACUGCUGGUGAGAGUGCGAUGCGGAUUGGAGGAUGUCGGGGGACUGGGAUGAAGACCUGUGUAAGAAGGCGCUGGUGCUGGUGGAGGAGCUGUGCUUCAACUCCCCGCGGGGCUACAGCCAGAGCGAACGCUGCCAGGAGUUCAGCUACAUGCUGAGAGGCCGCAACAGACAGCUGGACACAGAGAUCUCUGUCAGCCUGCUGUCGGUCAUCGUGACGUUCUGUGGCAUCGUCCUCCUCUCCGUCUCCCUCUUCGUCUCAUGGAAGCUCUGCUGGCUGCCGUGGCGGGACAAGGAGGGCGGAGGCCUGAGCCUGACGUCGGGGCUGCUGCCCGGAAGCGCCGGCGUCGGCAGCCUGGGCGGCCCCGGCGGGGCGUCGCUCUUGCCCCCGCUGCUGCAGCGGAAGGAGGGCCACUCCUCGUCCUCGCUCUACCCGACCCUGGGCCAGCAGGGCCAGCACCACCCGCACUUCUCUGACCUGGUGGGGCUGGAGAGGGGCGAGGUCGGAAGCGUGGCCGGGGGCCCGCAGGAGACCCAGGAGCAUUCCUACCUGGACAUGGACUCCUACCCCAACAAUGCUGGAACUCUGAAGCUGAGUACGACGUCGCCGGACGUCCCCAACUCAGAGGGCGGCGCCAACAAGGACCUGCCCAACGCUCACUCCCAGCAGCAGGUCACCCCAAGGCCCAAGCCCAUGACUCACCAGCUCUCCAGUCCGGAUUUCCACGGUGAGGAGAAGGAGCAGGUGACCAGCAUCGGGCAGAUCAAGCCGGAGCUCUACAGACCCAAGGGCGACCAGGGCGACGGCAAACAGGGCGACAACUGCGGCAAGAUCAGCUUCCUCCUGCGCUACGCCUUCAACACGGAGCAGCUGGUCGUGAAGAUCCUGAAAGCUUUGGACCUGCCGGCGAAGGACGCCAACGGCUUCUCCGACCCGUACGUCAAGAUCUACCUACUGCCAGACAGGAAGAAGAAAUUCCAGACCAAGGUUCACAGAAAGACCCUGAACCCGGUGUUCAACGAGACAUUUCAGUUCGGCGUGCCGCUGAAUGAGCUACAUUCCAGGAAGCUGCAUUUCUCCGUGUACGACUUCGACCGCUUCUCCAGACACGACCUGAUCGGCCAGGUGGUGGUGGACAACCUGCUGGACUUCAGCGAGGGCAGCGGCGACAAGCCCGUCUGGAGGGACAUCGUGGAGGGCACGGCGGAGAAGGCUGAUCUCGGGGAGCUUAAUUUCUCGCUGUGUUACCUGCCCACCGCCGGCAGGCUCACCGCUACGGUCAUCAAGGCCACCAACCUCAAAGCCAUGGACCUGACCGGCUUCUCAGACCCGUACGUGAAGGCCUCGCUGAUCUGUGACGGGCGGAGGCUAAAAAAGCGGAAGACCUCCAUCAAGAAGAACACGCUGAACCCCACGUACAACGAGGCGCUGGUGUUUGACAUUCCCAAUGAAAAUAUAGAAAGUGUGUCCAUCAUCAUCGCGGUGAUGGACUACGACUGUAUCGGUCAUAACGAGGUCAUAGGGAUGUGUCGUGUGGGCAGCGAGGCCGAGGGUCCCGGAAGAGAGCACUGGACGGCCAUGCUGGCCAACCCACGCAAACCAAUAGAGCACUGGCAUCAGCUUGUGGAGGAAAAGGCAAUCGGUGCGUUUGUGUCGAAGAGCGCCACAACACCGUCCCCGAAGCCUCACAUCGUCGUGGACAGCCCUCACUCGGAUUAAGAAGAACGGUCAUCACCAUCCCUCCAGCUCCAGACUUUCCUUUCUUUCCUCUCAUCUGUGAAUAAUUCUGUCCAUCAAAGAAAAGGAGAGAGAGAGAGAGAGAGACGCAGAGAAGACGAGCGGGGCGGGUGUCCGACUGCGAGUGGCCGCUUCGCUCCCGCUAAUGAAUCCUCCCCAGCACGGGAAAUUAAUAAAGAGAUAAUAACAAAUAAGUCCCACAUCCGACCCACAGUCUCCACUAUGAGCAUCAGACUCCGUACCGCGUCAACCUGGUACAGUGGGCCGGUCGUCAGGUGUGACUCUGGGACCGAGCGCACACGUAACUUACACGCACACACAUACACGAAAAAAUAAAUAAAUACACACAGAGUUUGUAGUAUGUGCGUAGUCCAUGUGUGCAUUCAGUAGGUUUUUUUUUCCCCCCAUCUAGGAGGAGUGUGACGUGACAAAACCUUUCUCUCUUGAAAACAACAACAAAAAAAGAUUUAAAUACAAAAAUAUUCUUUAAAAAAAGAAAAGAAAAAAGAGAGCCAUCACAGAAUGGCUAUUUCAACCAGGACCAAAGGUUCAUGCCCUUGUACAGACUAUAAAAGAAGAAAAAUCACUAUGUCGAUAUUUUUUCUUUGCAACAUUGGUGUACAGUUUAUGCUGUAAUGUAUAGGAGGGGGGGGGGGGGGGACAGAUAUUUUUUCUUCUUCCUGUACAGUACGGACAGAGCAUCCGCGGAGGAUUCUCCUGGGCCACUCUGGACGCCUCCUCCGGGCUCCGUUAAAAAAACAAACCAAACAGCAACCCUCUGGUUUCGGACGUGUCUCGCUUAUUUUCCCCGGAGGAAAGACGACGAAGCCUCCAGUGGUUCUCUAUUGAUGUCAAAGGAGGCGGAACGGGCGAGAACGGGACUCAUUCGGUCGACGCAUGUUACACAACCUUGAAAUGUGCCCCCCCACCCCCACCCGCGCCCCCCUCCUCAUGCUUUUUCGUCAUGGUGCUCAUCGCUAUCAGCUUUUUUUUGUUCUUUUGAAAUGAUUUUUGGUUUUGCCUUUUGUGUCAUAGAGUAUAAAUUGACCCGUCGGGAGAGGAGCUUAUUCAUGCCAUUUCUUUUGUCUUUUUUUUUGUUUACCGUCCACUGAGGAUGAGACGGUAUCAGCUCCUGAGAGACUCUUUGGACUGUCCCGCAGCUUCGCGGCCAAAGUGGCAGACUUUUCCUACCGUAGGACCACGCGGGCUGAACGCAGCGCGAGGGGAUAUCGCCGCUCUACCUUAUUUUUCUAUCAUCCCAGGACUUUAUUUUUCUUUUUCUUCCCGUUUCCUCAAGAGGUCCUCGUCCAGCUUCCGAGUCCACACCGUGUCCCCGGCGAGACUCUCCCAGGACACACACGUCCCGUGUCGCUUUUGUCAGUGUGUGUUUUUUCCGUGUCCGUGGGCGUGUUUGUUUUGUAUUCGUGCGCGUGUGCGUGUGUGUGUGUGUGUGUGUGUGUGUGUGCCUGGGUGUGUCACUGUGACCUUGUGCGUGACACUGUGACCUUGUGCGUGACACCUUCCUGUCUUCGCCCUCCCCGAAUCCCGGCAUUCCCACUGGACUGAAAUGCUCGUCUCGGGGGGCCAAACGUGUCUACCUGUCCUGUGUCGUCACGAGCAGCCAUCUUGUGUGUGCGCGCGCGCGUGUGUGUGUGUGUACUGUACGUGCCUCAUUGCACAAGGCGGGGGAACUCUGUCUUUCACGGACAUCCGUUUGUAUCGUCUUAUGUCGUCUCUGAAAUCGGCCGCCAGUCGCUCGGCCCCUCCUUUCCUCUCUAAGCCCCUUUGCCUGAUGUAAGUAACUGUGUUGAUCGUGUACUUCUUUCGGUAAUUUGUGUACUGUAUGUGUGAGGGGAUAAAAAAAAAACAGAAAAAAAACAGACGGCCCAGUGGUUGAAACUGUGAAAUUGUUGGGUGUGUUUUGAUUAAAUUUACCAGAAGGAAUACAACGACCAAACAGAGAAACAGAGAGAAGAAAGAAAAGAAGAAGGAAAAAUAAAGAGCCCUCCGAGGCUCAUUUGUUACGGCCCGCGGAUCACGGCAAAUUUCAGAAUUCCCCCUUAAAGCAAGACAACGGGGAGGAGGUGACGUGAGAGAAAAAAAGCGAGCACUUCCUGUGUGAGCCGACUCGGACCCACUCGCCAGGCCACGUGGGUCACCGCUGCCGCGACUGCUGCCACCGUCGCCUCAGCAAAACAACAGCACGACACCCCGCUGCAGCCACUUGUGUGGCCGCCGUUGCCGUUUCCCCCCUUCAUCGUUUCACACCGACCAACACACACGUGUCUGUCGAGGAAGGGGUGUGUGUGUGUGUGUGUGUGUGUGUGUGUGUGUGUGUGUGUGUGUGUGUGUGUGUGUGUGUGUGUGUGUGUGUGUGUGUGUGUGUGUGUGUGCGUGUGCUUGUUUCAGGGGCGGCAGCAGGUUUAUUUCUCCUUUAUUCCCUUUUGGGAUGGUGGCGCUGCAGGGAGGCUCACUGGCGUGCUCCAUCGGGUCCUCGGGACGCGACCCAUCGCGCACCAUACCCGGCAAACCACCGCUGCGUGGUCUGUCAGAUGGGCGGAGUAUCGACCAGCUUGUAUAAGUAGAUAUGGUAUUGAUCCAUUGGUCUCUAUAUGUCUCUCUCUCUCUCUCUCUCUCUCUCUCUCUCUCUCUCUCUCUCUCUCUCUCUCUCUGCUUGUGUCUGCCCUGUUCGAGCCCUUGUGUUACUGCCUGCUGAUGGAUCACAGAACUCAUAGUGGCUCCAGCACGUUCUCUUCCUCCCUCCUCCUCCUCAUCAUCAUUUCUGUUUCUGUCUGUCUGAUUACUGUCUGAUUACUCAUUCUCUCCUCCAGCGGUUCCUUACCUCACCUCCACCUCCCCCUCACCUAUCCAUUUCUCGCUCCAUCCCUUGUUCCCUCCACCAUCCCCGCUCCCCUUGCUUCCCCUCCACAUCCCUCCAUCUUGCCCUCUUUCUCUCUUUCGUUUCCUCUGUGUCAACCCCCCCCCCCCCUCCCUCCUCCCUCCUCCCUCUAUUCUCUUUCUCUCGCUGUCUUCUCGUGUUAGUGCAGUUCUGAAUGGUCAUGGGGAAACAUGUUUGCAUGCUUAUAUUAACAUGAAUGAUGUCAACUUGAUGCAACGAAAAAUUAUAUAAGUGAUGCUUUAAGCAAAAUCUGACAAUGAACUCGAUACUAAUACUACUAAUGGCGACUAAAUGGAGACCGAGCAGUUGUUCAUCUCUUGCGGUCCGAAACAACAAUGGCGAAAUAACAUUGUUUAUGCUGUAUUUAUCUUUCUCGAAGUUGGUAUUUUUCUUUUUGGUUUUCAGGUUUUUUUUUUUACAUAUGAUUUAUUCAAGAGGUUUACUUUUUUAUUGGUUGAUGCUGAGAACUUGAGUGAGGGGGUUCAGUCGGGGAGGUUGUUUCAGUCGGGACAGCUGUGUCGGGUCGCAGGAUGUCGGUGAACGUGUUCAGGAGCAGUGUGACUGAAGCAACGAUGAUGGAAAUAAAGGAUAUGUAUAAUCCA
Messenger RNA from Scophthalmus maximus (turbot), 6060 nucleotides. It is a transcript of the gene syt3, whose product is annotated as synaptotagmin III. Gene Ontology annotation, biological process: regulation of calcium ion-dependent exocytosis; cellular response to calcium ion; regulation of dopamine secretion. The record is from RefSeq and is a predicted model, not a curated record. The coding region runs from base 856 to 2541 and encodes 561 amino acids. NCBI's taxonomy places the organism in Eukaryota, Metazoa, Chordata, Actinopteri, Pleuronectiformes, Scophthalmidae. Gene Ontology annotation, molecular function: clathrin binding; calcium-dependent phospholipid binding; SNARE binding. The transcript has 13 exons. Gene Ontology annotation, cellular component: membrane.